ACUGUGCUCCUCCGUUACCAACGGCGUCAUUAGUAAAAAAAAAUCGUUGAAAAAGUGGGGUAUUAUGAUUUUCAAAUUGUAUCUCGUUACGGUGAUCGUAUUGGCAGUGUUUGGGGAACAGUAUACACCUGGGUCCAAUGAGUAUUUACUCCAAACUCUAAGUCCGCUGUUGAAUCCAUUAAAUGGGCUACUAUUUGACGGACCAUCAAGCGCUUCAAACGCAAGGACGACAACGCGUAACCGAAAUAAAUUACCAACUUUGGAGCAAAUGCAGUAUUACAAUUACUACGCAGCAUCUAUGUACUAUGGAUAUGGUCAUGCCAACUUGACUUGUGACUAUUGCUUAAAGUUCAAGAAAAAUGUGGUCCAUCACAGAGUAAUCCCUAACAACAUGCACAACACACUUGCACUUAUAACGCUUUCGAAAAAUCGUAAAGAGAUCGUUGUCGCAUUCCGCGGUACAUGGAAUGUUUGGAAUGUUAUUCUCGACGUACUACUAAUAAACGGUAGAGAGGGAAACAGCCCGAAACAAAUUAAAGUUCACCAAGGAUUUUAUAUUGCGGCGAUGUCUCUCUAUGACGAUGUGGUUCGAGCUGUAGCUGAAUAUUUACGUAAAAAUCCCGGUUUCAAAGUGGUUAUUGUUGGUCACAGUUUGGGCGGAGCUAUGGCACGGUUAAUAUACUUCUUCUUGGAAGAUUGUAAACAGUUUCCAGAAGUCACAUAUGAAUUGUAUACCUAUGGCGAACCCAGGGUCGGUAAUAGAUACUUCGCAGAUUUUAUGAACAGUCGAUCAAUCACCACAGCAAGAGUUGUUGCCAGAGCCGACCUUGUUCCGCACUUUCCACCGACAAGCAUCGUAGGACUCAAUAUUCUCGGCGAUUAUUACAUUCAACCACAAACUGAAUUUUGGAUUAAUGGUGAGAAAGGUCAAAAGUUUUGCUGUCAGACUGUCUACGAGGAUCCGGAAUGUGGUAUGUCCAUGGGACCUGCGUACAGUGUCUUGGAUCAUGGAGUAUAUUUUGAUACAAAUCUUGGAAGCAUAUUGGGUCAACCGUUGUUAUUUGCACAUCUUCCGCUGAAUCUUCUUAAUCCGGUUGACGUAUUGCCGCCAUUACCGAAGCCGAUCGAAAACUUAAUUGGAGGAUUGGCAAGUGGUGUAGUUGGUGCACUUGUUCCCGCGCUUGGCUAACACUUUCUGUUGUGUUGAGUAGAUGCUAAUAUUCAGAUUUGUAAUAUGCAAAAAAUAAAAGUCUACGCCAGAUGC
This is a messenger RNA of Bradysia coprophila, 1264 nucleotides long. RefSeq lists its product as uncharacterized. Gene Ontology annotation, biological process: lipid metabolic process. The record is from RefSeq and is a predicted model, not a curated record. Lineage: Eukaryota; Metazoa; Arthropoda; Insecta; Diptera; Sciaridae.